This is a messenger RNA of Saccharomycopsis crataegensis, 1983 nucleotides long. It is a transcript of the gene NOC3, whose product is annotated as Noc3p. The record is from RefSeq and is a predicted model, not a curated record. NCBI's taxonomy places the organism in Eukaryota, Fungi, Ascomycota, Saccharomycetes, Ascoideales, Saccharomycopsidaceae. Gene Ontology annotation, cellular component: nucleolus. The transcript has a single exon. Gene Ontology annotation, molecular function: chromatin binding. The coding region runs from base 1 to 1983 and encodes 660 amino acids. Gene Ontology annotation, biological process: DNA replication initiation.
AUGGGUAAGAGAAAGGCCGAGCUCUCCAAAGGUGCUACUAAGCUAAAGAAGCAGCGUGCUGAAGAAGAUAGAAUUUUGUCUGCUGGUUUCAAUAAUGUGAUCUUAUCAGAAGAAGAAGAUGAUGAUGGUGGAAACUUUUCAGAAGAAAGUGAUGAGGAUGAGAAUGAUUGGGAGAAUGAAGAACAAGAUUAUGAAAAUGUUCCAAGAUCUUUGGUGAAAAAUAAAAAAAUCGUGGAAGGUUUGCCUAUUAAGACUAGCGAGGGGAGAAUUCAGAGAAUUGUCAGGGAACAAGAUGAAGAAGAUGAAUCAGAAGAAGAAGAUGAGAAAGAUGAUGAGGAUGAAAAGCCUACAGAAGAAGACUCCAAGAAAAGUGAAGAAGAAUUAUCUGAUGAUGAAGAAGUUUACGCAUUCUCGGAAAAUAUGACCGAAGAAGAAAAGCUUAUUCAAUUACAGGAAGACAUUGCCGAAAUGGUUGAGAAAUUGAUAGAACAACCGGAAGAAAAUAUUUCUUCCUUAACUAGAUUACGCAAAAUGGCUCAAUCUAAAAAUCCUGUGACUUCCAGGUACUCCUUGCUAGCAUUGGUUUCAACUUUCAAAAGCAUUGUGCCUGGUUAUAGAAUAAGACCAUUGUCAGAAACAGAAAAGAAAGAAAAAGUCUCCAAAGAUAUUGCAAAAUUAAGAAUGUUCGAACAGACUCUUUUAGCCAAUUAUAAAGCUUAUCUCAAUAUUUUGUCAACUAAUGCUAAAUCAUUUUCAAAGAAGAGCUAUUUGGGAAGAGUUUCCAUAACGGCGUCCUGUGAAUUGGUAAGCUCAUUGUCUCAUUUUAAUUUUGUGGAAGACUUAUUGAACAUAUUGAUAAAGUUCGUUUGCAGAUUCAGAGGCCCAUUGCCAAAAGAAUCUGAAGAACCAGAAAAGCUUGCUAAUAUUAAGCUUUUCACUCGUUGUAUAAGUGUUUUGCAAGAGCAGUUGGACGAAGAUAUAACUUAUGGUAAACUUUCUUUUGACGUUUGCAGAUUGAUUUCUAAGUCAUUGAAACAAAAAGACUACCGUGUCAACAAAGAAGUUGUCGCCCUAUAUUUGUCAUUGUCAAUAUUAUCAGAUUACGAUCCCCAAAAUGCCAUGGAUAAUGCAUCGCAAUCUAAGCUAAAAUUAAAGAAGAAGGAUAGAGUUCAUUUAUCGAAAAAGGAGCGGAAAGCAAGAAAAGAACGUAAAGAAAUUGAUGAAGAAAUGAGAAAGGCUGAGUUACAAGUUUCUAGGGAAGAAAGAGACAGAAACCAGGCAGAAAUUUUGAAGAUUUUGUUGUCAAAUUAUUUGCAGAUCUUGAAAACUAGAAAUGAUCAUUUGAUGGCCAGUGUUCUAGAAGGGUUAGCCAAAUAUGGGUUCAUGGCUAAUCUCGAGUUAAUUGGUGAUUUUUUACAAAUUAUGAAGGAAUUAAUUCAAGAUAUUUCUGCUGAAGAACACUUGACUGAUCAUAGAAUUAAGCAAAUUUUGUUCUGUAUUGUUACGUCUUUUACUUUGAUGGAUAACGGGAAUAAUAAAAUCAGAAUGGAUAUGUCCAAGUUUAUUGACGUACUUUACGGUAUUCUUUUAGAUAUUUCAAUGGAUGCGGAAAUCACUAAGUCGAUUAAAUUGUUGAUUAGAACUUUGAAUGCAAUUUUCAUUCAGACCAAAUCAAGCACAAAAAUAAGAAAUUUGGCCUUUACAAAAAAAAUUUACAUGUUGAUUUUAAAUACCAGUGAGAAGCCAACUUUGGCUUUGCUAGGGUUCUUGUCUCAGCUAAUUGAUAAGGCCCCAGAAAUCAAAAACAUGUAUAAUAUUGAUGAUAGAGUUGAAAAUGGCACUUUUGUGAUGGAAGCAGACCAUCCUAGCAGAAGCAAUCCUGAGGCUGCUACGAUAUGGGAGAAUUGCUUGCUUGUUAACCAUUAUUGCCCGUCCAUUUCUGGCAGCGCGAAGAAGGUUUUGAAACAAUCUAGAUCUAGUUAG